Molecule: messenger RNA, 4136 nt
Organism: Physeter macrocephalus (sperm whale)
Lineage: Eukaryota; Metazoa; Chordata; Mammalia; Artiodactyla; Physeteridae
Product: phospholipid phosphatase 3
Exons: 6
Coding region: 1656-2693 (345 amino acids)
Biological process (GO): phospholipid metabolic process; signal transduction; phospholipid dephosphorylation
Cellular component (GO): plasma membrane
Molecular function (GO): sphingosine-1-phosphate phosphatase activity; phosphatidate phosphatase activity
Source: RefSeq, a predicted model, not a curated record
UGUGUAUGCACAGUGAUACAUAAAUACACUCUUUAGAAAGUGAGCAUUUUUAUCGCUGCCAGUCUGGACCAAAGUCAUUGAAAAACUGCGGAGUUCAUGGUACAUUUUUUUUUUUUCUUUAAGAGGCCGUCCGGGCCUUCAAGCCACAUGACAUGAGCUUAAUUCUUUUUGAAAAACAUGAAAAUGGAAUCUUAUCUUUUAAACGGCUGCUUAUCGUGGGUUUUUUUUUUUCCACUAAUGAAAUUCAUAUAUGGAUGAAACCAAUUUGCAAAGUUAAAUGAGGGAUUUAGGCACUUAGGGGUGGACUAAGAGACCCCGAGUGAGCUAAGCAUUCUUUCUGAGCCGCUGUUCUCUCCACUGGCAGAUGAAUGAUAGUAGUGCUUAAAUGAUUUUAAAAUGACUACUCAGGGUUGUUGGAAGAGUCAAUGCAAAAAUGGUUGCAAAAUACCUCACACGUUGUUGGUGCACAGCAGUGGUGGGCUGUUACCAUCGACAAGAUGGUUUUCAUGGUCUUCCUUAGUCCUGACAUUCAGUGGCUCACCUUGCACUUUUACUUUACGUUUUACUCACCAUUGUGAGGUGGCCUUGGGGCUAGGUAUUGAACUUGGAUAUAGGGGAGGAGGUGUCUUUCCAGCCUAAAGAAGAGCAUGAACCAAGACAGAGGCUCUGUGUCCUGUUUUGUUGGAGGGUGUAUCAAGGAGGUUCAGGUCGUGGGGAACUCUGGAGGUCAUAUUUAGGGAUGUCAUCUUGUCCUGUGCAAUGGGGAAACAUUGAAGAAGCUUGAGCAUGGCCAUGACAUAGUUACGGUCAGGAAGCAAACUGGUGGAUGUGGGUAAAAGGCACAGAAGGCCAGGAGACCAAUUUGGAAGCUGCCACCGUGUCCAGGAAAGAGAUAUUGUGGGCCUUCACUUUUUGCUUCAGGCUUAUGAGGGCCUUUCCUGGCAGGUGAUGGAAUCCAUUUUCCAUGACCUUUAAGAGAAUGGCAUCUGAGCUGGACAUUGAUAAACUAGCAGCAGCUGCAAGAGUGCCUCGGUGCCCCUGAUGCCCUUGGGCUCUGCUCCAGGUCUGUAGGCAGGAGGGCCCAGCUCAGCUCUGCUCAGUCUUGUCACAGACUCUUUGAACAGUGAAAGGAAAGCACUGGAAAUGGCAUUCACUAAGCAGCUACUAUGUGCGAACACUGUACUAGGAGUUUUAUGUGCUUUGUUUCCUAUUCCCCUUUCGUCAUCACCACAGUUCAUUUGUGGGGAAACUGAGGCUCAGGAAGAUGGAGAGAGAAGCAGAAGUCACAUUGCUAGGAAGUGGUGGAUCUGGGGUUCAAAUUCAGGUUGUCUGAUUCCAGAGUCUUCAGAAUUCCAAGCCACAAAGUCUUGGGAUGAGCUUCUCAAAGGGGAAAUGAUUGACUUAAGAGAGGAAGGCACUUGGAGGCAUCCUGAGACAUCAUUAGAUUUGGGGCUUUGUUAGUAAUAAUUACAAAUCGGGCUUUGAUUUUUAGCAGGAUGUUGUAGAGCAGUGGAAAAGCUCCUGCCCUGCCACUUCCACCGCCUCCCUCUGUGCUCUUGGACAAGACAAGAGGAUCACACCACACCCUUCUUAGUGGCGACUAAAGGAGGGAAGGGGGUGCAUGUAGAGAAGGCUCUCUGUAGGCUGUAGAUCAAAUGCAAGGAAUUAACAUUGCCGUCGAUGUUGUUAUCUGGGGUGGUCUUUGCUGUAGGUCAUUCUUCUUUGGCCUCCUCGCACUGAUGUUUUUCCCUCUCUCUUGUUUUUUUCUGGUAUAUGCGAUGAUGGUUCCGUCUGGACCAGCGGGCCUGCCCUUCAUCAUCAUCGAGACAAGCACCAUCAAGCCUUACCACCGGGGGUUUUACUGCAAUGACGAGAGCAUCAAGUACCCGCUGAAAACCGGUGAGACAAUCAAUGAUGCUGUGCUCUGCGCCGUGGGGAUUGUCAUCGCCAUCCUCGCGAUCAUCACAGGGGAAUUCUACCGCAUCUAUUACCUGAAGGAGAAGUCCUGGUCCACGAUUCAGAAUCCCUAUGUGGCAGCCCUCUAUAAGCAAGUGGGCUGCUUCCUCUUUGGCUGUGCCGUCAGCCAGUCCUUCACAGACAUUGCCAAAGUCUCCAUAGGGCGCCUGCGUCCUCACUUCUUGAGCGUCUGCAACCCUGAUUUCAGUCAAAUCAACUGCUCCGAGGGCUACAUUCAAAACUACAAAUGCAGAGGCGACGACGGCAAAGUCCAGGAAGCCAGGAGGUCCUUCUUCUCUGGCCACGCCUCCUUCUCCAUGUACACCAUGCUGUAUUUGGUGCUGUACCUGCAGGCCCGCUUCACUUGGCGAGGGGCCCGCCUGCUCCGGCCCCUCCUGCAGUUCACCCUGAUCAUGAUGGCCUUUUACACAGGACUGUCCCGCGUGUCUGACCACAAGCACCAUCCCAGUGAUGUCCUGGCGGGGUUUGCUCAAGGAGCCCUGGUGGCCUGCUGCAUAAUUCUGCAACAGUGUCCGGACCGGGACCCCUGCCUUCGGGCCCUCUGCUCCCUUUCUGACGCCUUCUCCUUCUUAGAUAAUCAUGAUCUUAAGGUGUUCUUCGUGUCUGACCUCUUCAAGACCAAGACGACACUCUCCCUGCCUCCUUCUGCUAUCAGGAAGGACAUCCUUUCACCUGUGGACAUUAUCGACAGGAACAAUCACCACAACAUGGUGUAGGUGCUACCCACCUCCUGAGCUGUUUUUGGAAAAUGACUGCUGACAGCAAGUUUUUGCUGCUCUCCUAUCUCAUCAGACAGUAGAAUGUAGGGAAAAACUUUUUGCCCGACUUAUUCUUUAAAAGGAAAAAAAAAGUCUUACCUUGUGGCCUUCCAAAAUAGGUAGUGUUCACCUAUAUGGAAACAACAGCAAACUAACAGCAAGUGCGGGAAUCCUGGAUGUGCAGUUGGUUUAAGUGUUCAUGUUCUAGUGAACACAGGCUUGUUCUGGAACAAACACUAAGAUGAUUUGAGUAGAGCCUGCCGGUCACCUUUGUGACCUGAGGAAUCCCAGGCCUGUUGGAAAAGCUCAAAUUCACCUUGUAGCACACGACGCCAGAAAUAGCACUGAAUCAAGAAAAUAGCCUGUUGUGUCUCUCUGUCCACACCACUCGAUUCUCCACUGUGACUUUGGUUCAGGAAUCUCAUCUGUUUGUUUGUUUUUGUUUUUAAAUAUAAGAAAAGAGCAAGUUUGCUCAGUCAAGCGAUCAGAUCCUGAAUCCAAAUUCCCAGUUGUGAAGCCUUAUCACUCACUUCCUCAGCCCGUAGGCCAGCAACCACAGUCCCUCACUUUAGUGAUUAGGUGACUCUUUGUGGAUGAAUGAAUUUCACAAAUAGCACAAUUUCAGAAGAGCUCGAGGGCACAGGCCCUCCUGUGUCUUCUCUUGAUGCACCAGCCUGUGAUGCUGAAAUGUCAAUUACAGGAUGCUGAUGUUGUGUACAUCAAUCACCAGGGCACUGCCACGCUCAAGUAGUGAUGGUUAGCUUCGGUUACUGCUUUCUUCCUGGAAACCCUUGCUGGGUACCCGCCGGGAUUGCCUGGGAGCGCCCGGAGACGAGCAAAGAUGUGGUCUGCCAUCAGCUGAUGGAAAGCAGCCUUCCAUGCAAGAGAUGGAGGAGUGGAGGGGGCAGAAUGAAAAGUGAAGCAACCCUUUGGCUACUCAAAGUCUGAAUGAGCCAGAGUAGCAGACAGUCUCACAUCCCAGAGGCUGCCCUUCCAGAUAAAGGCUGGUGGGGGGGGGGGGGUCUCUGUGGGAGCCGCUCUUGCUAAGCUGUGUAAAGCACUAUUGUCUUGGGGUUGAUCUCUAGGGCAGUUCUUGGUAGGUUCUGCUGGGCAGAACACGUGGGUUAAAUCUCCGUAGAGUUUCCUCAUCCUCUCUCCGUAAGUGUCCUUCCAAGCAAGGUCCCACUCGAGGCAGCAGACAGGGACCGCUUCUACUGAACCUUUGAGGAAAGGAGGAAGGAAGAAAUGCUUUCAGAUCUCGGAUGCAAACCUUUCAAAGGGCUAAAUGUAACCACAUGGGUCAACCACAUGCACAUCCUUACAACAGAAGCCGUCCUUUCAUUUCAACUUAUAGCAAGCUAUGAUUUUUAUAUAUAAAUAUUAUAUAAAUAAUGUAUAAAA